AGAAGGGAAAGAAGAGAUGGAGAGCUGGUGAAUCUGUUCAGUCUCUGCCAUUUUCCAGGCAAAAAGAAGAAUCAAGUUUGCAAAGAUAUGGGUUUUAGAAGAAUUUGGAAUGUGAAUUGGGGGGUAAACAUGAAGUUGAUGCGGAAAAUGAGACGAACAUUCUCAGUUUCAAGUCAAUCUGCAGUUGAUUUUGCUUCAAAAGAUGGUGAACUUAGGGUCUUCAUUGUUGCUGGGGAGGUUUCUGGUGAUACAAUUGGGUCCCGUGUAAUGGGUUCUCUAAUAAAGCUUUCUCCUUUGCCUGUUCGUUUUGCUGGUGUUGGAGGGAAGAUGAUGUCUAAGCAAGGGUUGAAUCCUUUGUUCCCGAUGGAGGAUAUUGCAGUAAUGGGCAUUUGGGAGUUGCUGCCGUAUCUUAAUCAGUUUAGAGUUAGGCUCAAGCAAACUAUAGAAGCUGCUCUUUCUUUUAAGCCUCAUGUCGUACUCACUGUAGACGCUAAAGGAUUUUCCUUCCGUUUCCUAAAGCAUCUGAGGGCUGCUUGUGUUCAACAGGGGAUGGUUAGCCCGCUGCACUUCCAUUAUGUAUCACCAUCAUUUUGGGCCUGGAAAGGCGGUGAAGCAAGACUUAAAGGACUUCUUCACUUUGUGGAUCAUGUAUUAUGCAUUCUUCCAUUUGAGGCAGAAGUCUGUAGAUCAAAUGGCGUAGCAGCAACCUUUGUUGGUCAUCCCACCCUUGAAGAUAUUCCGGAAUGCCAGGGGAAGGAUGCCACUGAAAGAAGAUACAGAAUUGAAGGAAAUGCUGAAGCAUUUCUAACUGGUUAUGGAAUAUCAUCGGGAUCCCCAGUUAUUUCCUUGCUUCCUGGAAGUAGAUUACAGGAGGUUACUCGAAUGUUCCCCAUAUUCUCUAAAAAUUUGGAGCAAUUAAAAGGUUCUUUUCCGAACUUGGUAGCAGCAGUUCAUGUGGCACCUAAUCAACAUGUGGAAGACUACAUCAGUAAAGCUGUUCGUAAGUGGCCAUCAUCUGUUGUAUUGGUUUCUGGAGGAUCACACCAGAUGAAAUACGAUUCAUUUAGUGCUAGCAGUGUAGCACUAUGUACUUCAGGUACAGUUGCAAUGGAGAUGCAGCUUGCACGACUGCCAUGUGUUGUUGCAUAUCGAGCCCAUCUCCUGACAGAAUGGUUCAUACGUUACAAAGCUAUUAUACCAUACAUCUCUCUUCCUAAUAUUCUAUUGGAUUCAGCCGUAAUUCCUGAAGCUCUAUUCCAGGAAUGCACACCUUCGAAAUUGGCAUCAUUGCUCAAGGAUUUAAUACUUGAUGACAACCUUCGAGAAAAACAAAUUAUUGCUGCGGAAAAGGUUAUUAAGCUGCUAAGGCCUCCAGAGAUUAGCUUUGGUUGCUCAACCCGGGUGGAGAUGAGUGUUCCGUUUUCUGAUUGUACACCAAGUAUGGUUGCAGCAUAUGCAGUACUGUAUUAUCAGAGGAAGCUGGAAUAAGAUUUUUGUUCUAAUUCAAGUGGUUGUCAUAAGCAAAAUGGAGAUAAGAUGCAGGCGG
Molecule: messenger RNA, 1546 nt
Organism: Solanum verrucosum
Lineage: Eukaryota; Viridiplantae; Streptophyta; Magnoliopsida; Solanales; Solanaceae
Product: probable lipid-A-disaccharide synthase, mitochondrial
Exons: 9
Coding region: 88-1488 (466 amino acids)
Biological process (GO): lipid A biosynthetic process
Molecular function (GO): phospholipid binding; lipid-A-disaccharide synthase activity
Source: RefSeq, a predicted model, not a curated record